AUGUCCUUCACUACUACCGCUACCUCUUUGUUUAGUCCUGCUCCCUUGAGAGGCCUGGCCGGCAUGCUCCAUGGAUGGAUCCCUCAGGACAACAGCGCUAUGGCCCCUCGUCACCCUCAAGCCCCAUCCAGCAUUUCUCAAACGCCAAUUUCCAGAAAACGGAAGAGAGAUGCACCCUCUGCACAACAGGGAACGCCUUCCCAGCCUACCAAAGCCAGUUCUGUUGAAUCAAGACAGUAUGGCAUGCGGAAGAGGGCCGCCAAAUCUUACGCCGAAAUCGACUCAGACGAUGAGCUCAUCAACGAGUCUGACUCCGGUUCCGACUCCGAAUAUGACACUGCUCCCCGGAAGAAGCCCAAGAAAGCAAAGAAGACCAAGCCCCUCCCCAAACACCUCAUCUUCCCCUUCCUGCGCCUGCCGCGCGAGCUGCGCGACAUCAUCUACACGUACGCCCUGACGGACCCCAUCGGCGGCGUCUACGUCGAAGAGCGCACCCACCGCUACCGGCGCGGCCCCGCCCGCAUCCCCGCCGGCCCGCAAAACUACCUGGCCAACUACAGCCACUGGACCGCCAACAGCGCCGAACAAGCGAUGCCGCCGUGGCCGCAGGUCGAGGGCUACGGCCUGCCCGACCCGGACGCCCAGCCGCACACGGCAAACCUGACACCGGCCUUGCUCGCCGUCUGCCGCCAGAUCCGCGACGAGGCCACGCCCGUCCUCUACGCGCAGCCGCUGCUGUUCGAGGACGCGGCCGCCCUGCACGCCUUUCUGGCGCCGCUGUCGCCGGCGACGCGCGGCGAGCUGCGCGAGAUCACGAUUUUGGGGUGCAGGGGCAGUUGGCGCCGCAGCAUGCGUGCCGCCUUCGACGUCGCCGCCCUGACGCUGCUGGCGGAGGGCGCGGUCGAGAAUUUGAAGGUUCUGCGGUUCCAUGAUGAGAUGUGGCGCGAGAAUGAUUGCGCGAAGAUGCCGGCGCGUCGGUUUUAUCGCCGCGCGUUUCGCUGGCUGGAGGCGGCUGCGAGGGCGAGGGGCGUCGAUGAGGCGGUCGGCGUGGUGCAGUUCAUUGGCGGUUGUAACGAGGUCUCGACGAGGGAUGAUCACAAUGAGUGGAUUGAUGCGUUUUGGGUGGAGUUGAGGAAGCUGGUGGUGAAGGGGUUGCGGCAUCGGAGGUAG
This is a messenger RNA of Lasiodiplodia theobromae, 1170 nucleotides long. Its product is annotated as Formylmethionine deformylase-like protein. Lineage: Eukaryota; Fungi; Ascomycota; Dothideomycetes; Botryosphaeriales; Botryosphaeriaceae. The record is from RefSeq and is a predicted model, not a curated record. Bases 1 to 1170 code for a protein of 389 amino acids. The transcript is spliced from 2 exons.